Molecule: messenger RNA, 1944 nt
Organism: Dimorphilus gyrociliatus
Lineage: Eukaryota; Metazoa; Annelida; Polychaeta; Dinophilidae
Source: the annotation of a GenBank genome assembly
CAAAACCAGAUUACGCUGUUGAAGAUGUCUGCCCUUCAAACUAUUAGCAAUCAUUCUUUGCGAAAUUGUAUUCGACUAUUCGGUGUCUCAUCGUCCAAUCUUUACAAAUCUUUGGGACAGAGGUCUUUCUCUCAAAAACAAGAGGGUAUUCCUGCAGCUUCAGAUAACCUAGGAUGGUUCAAAAAACUUUUACCUAUCAGGAGUAUCGAUCCAGGAAAAGAGUCACAUUCGGUCCUUUUAGCAGAGAAGGAAAUCGUUUAUGAGCUACAAUUUCAUCAAGUUAAACCAGAAUUUAUGGUAGAAUAUCUGAAGGAAUUCGAAAAUUUCGUUUCGAUUACCACUGAGAAAAAAACCGGGGCCGAGCUAGUCGGUAGUUGGACAGUUGAAAUUGGAGAUCAGGACGAAGCAGUUCACUUAUGGAAAUAUCCUGGAGGAUAUGAAGUUCUUAACGAAGCAACGGAAGUAUAUCGGACUGAUCCACAAUUGGAAAAAUUUCGUUUAAACCGAAAUAAAAUGCUUAGAUCUAGAAAAAAUCAGAUUCUCUUGGCUUUUAGCUUCUGGGGCGAACCGAAACAACGACCAGCCGAAAAGAACAUAUAUGAGUUACGUAGCUAUGUUUUGAAGCCAGGUACUAUGAUUGAAUGGGGAAAUAAUUGGGCUCGUGGACUGCGAGCUAGAAAAAUGUACAAUGAAGCUGUAGCUGGUUUAUUCACGCACAUUGGUGACUUAUAUACCAUUCACCAUAUGUGGGCUUAUGAUAACCUGCACGAGAGGAAGAGAGUUAGAGAGGCUGCUUGGAGACGACCAGGAUGGGAUGAUUGUGUUGCGUAUACAGGUCCUAUAACUGUUGCUGAUUAUAUGAAAGAAGUUUUAACCAAUCCAAAUUAUGGUUAUUAUAUGCACAGAGAUGUAUUUGGUAAAGGAGGAGAUUUUAUAACAUCACCAGAAAUUAGUCAAAUGUUUGGCGAGCUAAUUGCUGUAUGGUGUGUUCAUGAAUGGAUGAACGCGGGAAAACCAAAAAAACUACAAGUAGUAGAAUUAGGUCCUGGACGAGCUACGCUGGCUGAUGAUAUGUUAAGAACAUUUAGAAAAUUUUCAGAAUUGAACGAUAUCGUUUCGUUAAACCUAAUUGAAGUCAGUCCCAAAAUGAAGCAGCUACAACACGCAAAGCUUUGUCAGACAGGAAUUUUAGAUGAUAAGAUACCCAAUCUUAAUACUUCCAUGACAAGAUACAAUAUACCGGUAACAUGGCAUAAUGAUAUUCAACUUCUUCCUGAAGAAUUUACAUUCUUUAUUGCUCAUGAGUUUUUUGAUGCUCUGCCCAUUCAUGUCUUCUUAAAAAAUGAAGAACUUUGGAGAGAAGUUUUGGUUGAUGUUGAUGAAAGUGGAGAAAACCUACGAUUCGUACAGUCUAGACAAUCGACUAUUUCAUCAAAAUUAUAUAAAUUAAAUGAAUAUAGUAAUGGUCGAAACAUUUUUGAAUUUAGUCCAGAAACUGGUCUAAAUGUUGAGGCAAUAUCUAAAAGAUUAAAGAGAUAUGGAGGUUUCGGUAUGAUCAUUGACUAUGGCCACUUCGGAACAAAGGAAGAUACUUUUAGAGCUUUUAAAAAGCACAAAUUACAUCAUCCUCUUAAAGAUCCCGGAGAAGUUGAUCUUACCGCCGAUGUAGACUUCCAUUACAUGAAAAAAGUUGCAGAGAAAGAUGUUAAGGUCUUUGGUCCUGUCAAUCAAGGAGACUUUUUACAUCAAAUGGGAAUUUCUAUUAGAUUACAGAUGCUACUCGAAAACGCCAAUGAGAAAGAUAAGGAAAAUUUAAUGAGUGGAUACAAAAUGUUGACUGAAAAAGACCAAAUGGGUGAAAGAUUUCAAUUUCUUUCACUUUUAUCCCCUAAACAUUGUAACGAAAAUUAUGAACCAGCUGGAUUCUCAACGAAGAAAUCUUAA